UCCACAUCCCAUUUCCAGAAAUAGCAUGCUCAAAUUAAUUAGUUUUUGUCACUACAUCAUGUGCCAGCACCAAUCAUUUCACUUGAACUUCUGAUUUUCAAUUGCUUCUCUUCAAAAUGUUUGAACAUCACAAGAGAGUGGCCCCUUGCAGUAAAAGUCUCUGUCACACCACUCCUCACAUCAACUCAUUCAUCUAUAUUAGCCUCUUUGGAGUUGCUAUUCUACAUUAACACAACACACACACACACACAUUCAUUGAACAUCUUAGAUUUAGCAGAGAUAUGAUGCAGUUUGAAGAGGAGAAAACAUUGAACUCUGCAGUCGAAAAUCUUGAAGCGAAGGGCAAGGGCAAGAACAAGAGGAAGAGGGCGAAAGCCAGCAAGACUAGUGAAGAGGUCGAGAGGCAGAGGAUGACUCAUAUCGCGGUGGAGAGGAACCGGAGAAAGCAAAUGAACGAGCAUCUUCAAAUGCUGAGGUCUCUCAUGCCGGCCUACUAUGUCCACAGGGGAGAUCAGGCUUCUAUAGUUGGUGGAGCAAUUGAAUUUGUGAGAGAGCUGCAACAACUCCUCCAAUGCCUUGAAUCAGUUCAUCAUCAUCAUCAUGAACAACAACCACCACCGUUGAUCCUGCCUCCAACACUUGAUCAUCAUGAUCAGACGGCUGAGAGCAAGUCUUGGUUGGCAGAGGUUGAAGUGAGGCUCUCGGGGCUGUUUGGGAUGAUCAAGAUUCUGUCGGGAAGGCGGCGCGGACAGAUCACCAAGAAUAUCUCUGCUGUUGAGUGUUUGCAUCUUCAGAUUCUGCAAACUCACAUUACUACCAUUGAACAACUUGUUGUCUGCUCUUUCAGUGUCAAGAUGAGUAGAGAAGCAAUGCUGACAGCUGAAGAUGUGGCAAACUCAAUUCAGCAUAUACUGAAUUGUUUUCAUUCCAACAGCAGCAGCAUGCCAUGAAAAAAAAAUCAAGUCUUCUAAAUAUUGGUUUAUUUUCAUUCUAUUCAAGAUUCCACAUUAUUACGAUGACCAUAUCAUGUGUGUGUGACAGUUGGAGACAAAAUAUGAUUAAGUGGUGUCAAUUUCCAACAGAAUUUGACAAAGUCAAAGCAUCCACAAGAGUUGACUUGUCAGAAAUUAGAAAGAAAAGAGAGAGGUUUGAGAAGGUACCAUGCCAUGGAUGGUGGGGUUGUACCUUCUCUUGCUUUUGUCAUACUCUGUAAGUACUUGCUUUGGUACCAUUACCAUGUUUCAAUAAUGGCACAUGGUUUUGGUAGCAAGUGAUUAAUUAUUAGUAAUAUUGUU
Molecule: messenger RNA, 1295 nt
Organism: Salvia hispanica
Lineage: Eukaryota; Viridiplantae; Streptophyta; Magnoliopsida; Lamiales; Lamiaceae
Product: transcription factor FAMA-like
Biological process (GO): stomatal complex development; guard cell differentiation; positive regulation of DNA-templated transcription
Cellular component (GO): nucleus
Molecular function (GO): protein dimerization activity; DNA-binding transcription factor activity
Source: RefSeq, a predicted model, not a curated record